GCACUGAGAAACUGCUGCUGUCUGUCAGACCGAGGACCGACACACUUCACACAGCACAGUUCAGGACCUUGUGUGACGGAAGACACUGGAAGGAAGGAGAGUUUGAAUCGGGUUCAGAUAUGAGACUGGGCAUGACGGUGCGGGCCAAGCUGAGGGUGUAGCCACAUCUGGCAGAGAGCGCUGAAGUAAGCAGGAGCCUCAGCACACCAAACCGUCCACUGCAGCAGGGAAGAUGGGAGAGACAGAGGAGGAGAGGGAUAAUGUGGGGAAGCGGUUUGAGAACUUCUUCCAGGCCUCGACCUGUAAAGGAGCCCUUCAAGCCUUCAACGUCCUCUGCAGACAGCUGGACCUCGACCCUGCGGACAACAGCACCUUCUACAGCAGUCUGAAGGCAAAGGUCACCUCCUGGAAGGCCAAAGCACUAUGGAGUAAGCUAGACAAGAGGAUGUCCCAUAAGGAGUACAAGAAAGGCCAAGCCUGUGUGGGCACCAAGUGCCUCAUCAUCGGAGGAGGUCCCUGCGGCCUGCGGACAGCCAUUGAGCUCGCUUUGAUGGGUGCCAAGGUGGUGGUGAUUGAGAAGAGAGACUCCUUCUCUAGGAACAAUGUGCUGCACCUUUGGCCCUACACCAUCCAUGACCUGCGGGGCCUCGGGGCCAAAAAGUUCUACGGCAAAUUCUGUGCCGGGGCCAUAGACCACAUCAGCAUUCAGCAGCUGCAGCUCAUCCUGCUGAAAGUUGCCCUCAUCGUCGCAGUUGAGUUUCACAUCAAUGUGGAGUUUGUCAAGCUGCUGGAACCUCCAGAGGAUCAGGAAAAUGAAGGGCUCGGGUGGAGGGCCGCAAUCCGACCCGCCGAUCACCCUGUGGCUAACUUUGAGUUUGAUGUCGUGGUGGGGGCAGACGGACGCAGGAAUACUCUAGAAGGUUUCAAAAGGAAGGAGUUCAGGGGUAAGCUGGCAAUCGCCAUCACAGCCAACUUUAUCAACAGGAACACCACCGCAGAGGCCAAAGUAGAAGAGAUCAGCGGAGUGGCCUUCAUCUUCAACCAGAAGUUCUUUCUGGACCUCAAAGAGGAGACAGGUAUCGAUCUGGAGAACAUCGUGUACUACAAGGACAACACGCAUUACUUUGUCAUGACUGCCAAGAAACAGAGCCUGCUGGAAAAGGGAGUUGUCAUUAAUGAUUACAUAGACAUCCAGAAGCUGCUGAGCAGUGAAAAUGUCAACCAGGAAGCUCUUCUGUGCUACGCCCGUGAGGCUGCUGACUUUGGCACCAACUAUCAACUUCCCACGUUGGAUUUUGCCAUGAACCACUGUGGGCAGCCAGAUGUAGCAAUGUUUGACUUCACGAGCAUGUAUGCCUCAGAGAACGCCGCUCUGGUCAGGGAGCGAUUUGGACACCAGCUACUGGUAGCACUGGUUGGCGACAGUCUGCUGGAGCCGUUCUGGCCAAUGGGGACGGGUUGUGCCAGAGGCUUCCUGGCUGCCUUUGACACAGCCUGGAUGGUAAAGAGCUGGGCUCAGGGGCGGACAGUUCUGGAGGUGCUGGCAGAGAGGGAGAGUAUUUACAGGCUACUUCCACAGACAACACCAGAAAACAUUGCCAAAAAUUUUGAACAGUACACCAUAGACCCAGGAACUCGAUACCCCAACCUCAAUUCCUCCUGUGUCAGGCCGCACCAGGUGCGUCACUUGUACAUCAGUGGAGAACUGAAUUCCUGCUCUCUGGAGCGUGCUGCUACCAUACGACGGCCUGUCAAUCUCUGCAGACGUGAGUCAGAGAUCAGACCGACGAGGCUUCUUACCUGGUGCCAAAAACAGACAGAGGGCUACAGGAAUGUGACGAUCACAGAUCUGACGUCUUCUUGGCAAAGUGGCAUCGCCCUCUGUGCCCUCAUCCACAAGUUCAAUCCCCAGCUGAUAGAUUUUGAUUCAUUAAAUGAAGAAGACCAUGCUGCAAACCUCCAGCUGGCUUUUGACAUCAGUGAGCGGGAAUUUGGGAUCCGACCUUUCACGUCUGUGAAGGAGCUGAGUGCGGGUGAGGAGCUGGAUAAGACCAGGAUGAUCACCUACCUGUCCAAGUUCUAUGAGCUCUUCCGUGGAACACCUCUACCUGCAUCAGGCUCCAGAGGAGUGGAUGAAAACAAUGAAGAUUAUCCAUCUAAAGAAGUCAGAAGUAAUAAUAAUGUGCUCAAUCUUGCAGUUCCCAGGAAACGGGUUCCAAAGGAUGAAAAGAAGUCAGACGGUACAGACCCCAUUUACAAAAGGAGGCGAAAGUUCUGUUAUUUGGAGGAGGCCACCAAUCUGUCCAGUAAUGGCUCCUCAGUGCGAGAGGGGCUGGAUCCUAAGGAAAAUAAAGUGCGCUCAAUGGCUACUCAGUUGUUGGCCAAAUUUGAAAGCACACCCAGCUACACCGUCCGCAGAACACAGUCAGACUGCGAGAGGUCGUCCCUGCUUCAAUCUCUUGACCUCACUGAGAGUCUGCACAAAAAACUCAGGCCUCUGGUCCCACCUAAACCUCCUCCUGAGAUGCAGUUUGAAGUCAGUAUCAGAAAAGCAGCAGAGCAGUUAGUCCGCCUGCCACCAAAGACUCUGCCCAAACCCCAGAUCCAGCCUCAGUCCCAGCAUCCAUUUUCCAUAGUGAAGCUCAGACAUGUUGAUCAAACACACACUGAGACGAAGCCCCAGCCCCAGUCUGAGAGCGCAGACCCCCCUGCUUCUUCUCCCUCCUGCCACUCAGCAAUCCAAUUCAUGUCAAGAAUCCUCCAGCGCCUCAGGGAGGUGGAUGAACACGUCUCUGAGAAAAAGGCUCAGACACAGCAGACUAGAGAGUUUCACACAAAGAGUAUAAAGGAAAAAGCUGUUCACCUCAGUGGGUUGUUCUCAGGAGACAGCUCUGCUGUAGUCAAGGGCGGCUCAGUACGACGGGCCUUCCCCCCAUCGGGUGACAAGUGUCACUCAUGCGAGAGGCGUGUUUAUAUGGUGGAGCGGGUCUGUGCCGAGGGGCUCUACUUCCACAGGGAGUGUUUUCGCUGUUCGACCUGCAGCUCGGCCCUGCGACAGGGAGCGCAUGCUUUCGACUCUGAACAGGGGAAAUUGUACUGCAAACUUCAUUUUGAUCAACGUAACAAUGGGACAAACCUACGGAGGAACUUCUCUCUACGCUCGAAUCGUUACGGAGCCGGAGUUCAGGAGCGAUGUGUUGCUGAUGAAGAAAGCUCCCAGUCCGGCAGCACGGCAGACCUGCAGAGUCCACCUGCAGCAGGUACCUUCAGCUCGCUCAUAAGGAAAAAGCUGAGCUGGCCCCUGAGUGUGACUCGCACUGUGUGUAACGCCCCCUGGUAUCUGUCCUGCCGUGUGCGUAGUACAGCACAGGCCUUCGUCGGCCACCUGAGGGACAACGCCCAGGACUAUACAUUACUGUAUGAGCUACUGAGCAUGAGCUUGCCCCUGCUGUUUGUUUUACAAGAGGUACUGCUGCAGAUGUACACAGAGGCUGUGCCAGAUGGGCCGAGCUCUUUCCAGCCUCUGCUGCUGUGGCUGCAGGAGCGUAUCGGGCACGGGCUCAUCUAGACUCUCAGCAGAUAUCGGCUGUUAAUAGUUUCCCUAGAACAUCGCUCCAAAUGCCAUUAAACCUGUGACUGAGGUGCACGUUAGCUGGAGUGUUCUCGUCAUAUUAUCAUUUGUAGCUGGGCACAAGCACCUUUUUAAUGUUUACUUGCCGGUUAUGAUGAUACUGUAGUUAGAUUCCCUCCCAGUGUGUUGGAUGUACGUUUAUGCAUCAGCCAAAUAAGAGACACUAUACACUAUACUAUGCAACUUUUUCCAGUUCACUACAGAGGGUUGGGACAGUUUGUCAGAUGAUGAAAGCUGCACCAGACACUUUUGCAGUGGUUAGAUGAGGAAACUGUACACUCCCUUUUGGGUUAAAAUAGUUGUUAAAAUGCAAAUAAGAUAAAAACAGGCUACAGUCAGUGCCUUAAAGACUUGAGACUGCUGAAAUGUUCAAUCAUCAUUGCUGUAGAAUUUAACCUUUUACAAAAAUGGAUCCUGCAGUUAAAAUUUCUUAACUCAGGUUAUGACUGACUCACUUGAUGCACUUUAUCUUUGGGAACUGCCUUGUGGAAGUAGCAGGAAACUGUCACAUUAAUUAAAAACCUGGUCUGAUGUUAACGGUGAUCACCAGCCAGGUUUUCCUUUGACUAUCCAUAUGUGCUCCUGCCAUAUGUUUUCUUUUAAUAUAUAUAUGCAGGUAUGUGUGUUUUACACAUAGGUUAACCAUUUGCUCAUAAUCUUUUUAUACUCUGAUCACUCUGUUUACUUCAAGAAACUGCUUUUAUUGAUUUUUUGAUUUUUUAAUUUUUUUGAUUUUUUUGAUUUUUAUGAAUGGCACCAAAAAUCUCUCAUGAUGUUUGAUACUGUGGACUAUGUGGAGUAUUUAUAAAGUUCUACUUUGCUGCCACCUACAGUUGACUCUCAGAACAUGAAGGCAAAAUGAAACACCCGGCUCCUCUCCCUGUAUAAAAUUAUUACACAAUAACUGCUUUAUGAAAUGUUUUCAGACUUACUGUAGACAAUAGAAGCUGGUGAGCAUGCUGUGAUGUUUUUGAAUGUGCUUGCCACUCUUGCCUUGAUUUUAAAACAUGCUGUUGGAAGAUCAACUGCAAACCUCUCUGACUGGAAGACACACAGAUGCUUCCUAAUCAUAUACACUAUCUAAUGAUGCUUAUGAAGCACUUUAGAGUUGCUUAUCGAGUGUUUUUGUUUAAUUUUAAAAAAAUAUUUUAAAAUGAUAUUUUGCAGAAACUUCAGGCAUUGUGUCAAGUGUUUACGGCAUGAUAUCUGGGAUAUGCAAUAUGAUGUUUGUGUUUUGUUUUUUCAGCUGCCUAAUAUUUCAUGUUGAAUUACUGAAUGUGCUGCAUGUAAUAUGGACUAUAUGUUUUGUUUACAGUGCAGUACAGGUGGAAAAAACCUCAGUGUUUUUAAAAUGCCAAAGAACUGUUUUCAUACACACUGACUGGACUUGUAUAAUAUUGAAGUUAUACAACACAGCAACAGUCAUGCAAACUGUAACAUGUACAGCGGUGCCAACAUACAAAUAUCUUCUUCAUUAUGAAUGUCAGUAUUUGUUUUGUUUUCAUAAACAUUUUCUACUUUUGUGCA
Messenger RNA from Seriola dumerili (greater amberjack), 5158 nucleotides. It is a transcript of the gene mical2a, whose product is annotated as microtubule associated monooxygenase, calponin and LIM domain containing 2. Gene Ontology annotation, molecular function: protein binding; FAD binding. The transcript has 22 exons. Bases 233 to 3568 code for a protein of 1111 amino acids. NCBI's taxonomy places the organism in Eukaryota, Metazoa, Chordata, Actinopteri, Carangiformes, Carangidae. The record is from RefSeq and is a predicted model, not a curated record.